AUGCUUAGUUCAUUUAUCAGUUUAUUUGUUUUCUUUGCUAUCACUCAAUUCAGUCAUCAUACCGUUGUCAUAUUUGUAGCCCACCUAAAGUAUUUUUUUGGGUCUUUUUGGGCAUGGCACGAUUUAAGAAGUUUCCUCAUCACACUGACAGUGUUCACAUCGUUCUGGUCGCUGCUAACAACGGCAUUGAUUCAAUUUAAAUGGUAUGUGGAAACGCUUGGUAUGGUUUCCUUGCUUGUUGAAGCCAGCUUGGGAGCUCCUCAACUGGUUCGAAAUUGGCAGAGGAAGUCCACCCAGGGAAUGAGCAUUCCAAUGGUGUUGGCGUGGCUUUGCGGAGAUCUGGCAAAGACCGCAUAUUUCGUGGCUACAGGUAGUCCGUUACAAUUCUGGGUCUGUGCUAUAUUGCAGAUCUCAAUCGACAUAUUCAUUCUCGGCCAAGUACUUGUGUACCGGAACAACAGCGGUGCAUCUGAACUACCUUAUAAUUCUAAUUCGCCACCACAUUCAGUCAUCGACUGA
This is a messenger RNA of Angiostrongylus costaricensis, 519 nucleotides long. The record is from the annotation of a GenBank genome assembly. NCBI's taxonomy places the organism in Eukaryota, Metazoa, Nematoda, Chromadorea, Rhabditida, Metastrongylidae.